This is a messenger RNA of Aspergillus sclerotioniger CBS 115572, 1521 nucleotides long. RefSeq names its product flavin-containing monooxygenase. The coding region runs from base 1 to 1521 and encodes 506 amino acids. Lineage: Eukaryota; Fungi; Ascomycota; Eurotiomycetes; Eurotiales; Aspergillaceae. The transcript is spliced from 9 exons. Gene Ontology annotation, molecular function: NADP binding; N,N-dimethylaniline monooxygenase activity; flavin adenine dinucleotide binding. The record is from RefSeq and is a predicted model, not a curated record.
AUGACGGUGUCUGAAUCUAACACUUCUUUCAACGAAGUCAUCAUUAUAGGGGCCGGGUUUUCCGGCCUAGCUAUGGCAUGUCAGCUCAAAAGAAAGCUGCACUGUGAUGACUUUGCUGUGUUUGAUCGGGCGAGUGGAUUUGGAGGAGCAUGGCGUGCAAAUCAAUAUCCAGGCUGCGGUGUAGAUAUACCAGCUGCCUUAUACAGCCUGUCCUUUGCGCCAAAAACAGAUUUUUCCUGUUUCUUUCCCAAGCAGGAUGAGAUCCUACAUUAUAUUAAUUCCGUGGUCGAGCGCCAUCAGCUCGCGUCGCAUUUCAUCGGGCAUACUGAGUGGGUGGGCGCUUCAUGGCAAGACUCUUCCAAAAUAUGGCUUGUCAUCCUUAAGGAUCUUUGCACGGGACAAGAGUUCACCCGCGAGUGUAAAAUACUAAUAUCUGCCGUCGGAGCCCUAUCUGUGCCAAACAAGUCCAGCAUCCCCGGAACGGAGCGGUUCAGAGGGGACGUUGUUCAUACCGCCAAUUGGGAUCAGACAGUGUCUCUGCGAGACAAGCGAGUGGUAGUGAUUGGCAACGGCGCCUCUGCAACACAGGUAAUACCAGCAAUUGCUAAAGAAGCUCGUGAAAUUACCCAGUUUAUCCGGACACCGCAACUCUACCUUCCUGGACAGAAUACCACUAUUGGAAGCCUCUGGCAAGGUGCAUAUAAAUAUGUCCCGGGAUUAUUGGUGCUGGUUCGAAUUAUGAUAUUUCUCUAUCUCGAGACAGCCACUCUGCAAUUCCGUCGGAACCGAAGGGGUGCGAGUAUGAGAGAUCAGCAAUUCCUGAUUAGCAGACGCUACAUUCUUGACAACGCUCCCGAAAAGUACUGGUCUUUGUUGAUUCCGACCACCGAAGCAGGUUGCAAGAGACGUGUAUUUGACAAUGACGGUUAUAUCCAUUGCUUAAACCGGGAGAAUGUUCAGCUGGUUAAUGGUCCAGUGGUUGAGAUUAAUGAAUCUUCGGUUCUAACUCAAUCCGGUGAAAUUUAUCCUGCCGAUGUUAUUAUCCUCGGAACAGGCUUUUCGCUAGCCCACUUCGACACUCAAGUUAUAGGCUGCCAAGGCCUAACACGCGCUGAGCACUGGCAGUCCCUCGGCGGAAUCAAGGCCUUUAACACAAUUGCCAUGUCGGGAUUCCCUAACCUUUUUUACGUUCUCGGUCCAAACUCAGGCACGGGGCAUACGUCCACAAUCUAUGCUAUCGAAAACUACGUCGACCUUAUCAUCCGCGUCAUUGAGCCCAUUCUUAGCAAAAAGGUCUCCUCCGUACAGGUCAAGGCAUCCAGCGAACAAAGCUACAGCAAGGCAAUAGAGCAGGCGCUUCAAAACACUAUUUACAAUAAUGCGUGUCUCAGUUGGUUCAUCGACAAGAAAACGGGCACCAAUUGGGCGAUUUAUCCCUGGAGUUCAUUUUGGAUGUGGUACACAACCAGGGUUGCCGGACUCGAUGAUUGGAUCCAUGAGGUAAGGAGUCUUUUGAUGUGA